Messenger RNA from Acanthopagrus latus (yellowfin seabream), 1720 nucleotides. RefSeq names its product interferon regulatory factor 1b (gene irf1b). Bases 170 to 1063 code for a protein of 297 amino acids. Gene Ontology annotation, cellular component: nucleus. The record is from RefSeq and is a predicted model, not a curated record. Gene Ontology annotation, biological process: immune system process; regulation of transcription by RNA polymerase II. Lineage: Eukaryota; Metazoa; Chordata; Actinopteri; Spariformes; Sparidae. Gene Ontology annotation, molecular function: RNA polymerase II cis-regulatory region sequence-specific DNA binding; DNA-binding transcription factor activity, RNA polymerase II-specific. The transcript is spliced from 10 exons.
CAGAGAAGCCAGCACUCGCUUCUGAUCUCCUCUGGUCUGCAGGUGGAUAACACAAAGACACGGAGAAGAGACACUUCUUUGGAAGAAAACAACUUUUAACCAAUUGGACUAAUCUUUUUUGCGCAUUUUUCUCUUCUAACGGAUCACAGAACACGCACAUUUUGCAACCAUGCCCGUGACAAGGAUGAGGAUGAGGCCGUGGCUGGAGAAGAUGAUCGAGUCGAACUCCGUCACGGGUCUGAACUGGGUGGACAAGGAGAAGACGAUGUUCUCAAUUCCCUGGAAGCAUGCGGCCCGACACGGCUGGGAGCUGGACAAGGACGCCAGUCUGUUCAAGCUGUGGGCCAUCCACACAGGGAAGUACCAGGAAGGUCAGACCUGUGACCCAAAGACGUGGAAAGCCAACUUCCGUUGCGCGAUGAACUCGCUGCCUGACGUCGAGGAGGUGAAGGACAAGAGCAUCAACAAGGGCCACCAAGCCAUGCGCGUCUUCAAGCUGCUGCCCACCACACCAAAAUCUAGAGACAAACGGACCAAAGCGAAGCAAAGCAAGACAAUGAAGAAGAGCUCAAUUGUCAAGAUGGAGGAAGAGGACAGCGACACUCCCAUGGAUGAGUCAAAUGCAGAGGACACUUCCUCCGCUCAGGAGAACACGGUCGACAGCACAGUGAACACUGAGGAGGAAGAUUUCUCAUUUGUGACUCCGUCUGAAGUCCCCGACUGGUCCAUGUCAGUUGAGAUUGGGGCAUCGAGCUUUCCAAGCCACACCUUCUGCCACAGAUUUGAAGUUUCACCUGAACACAGCCCUGAUUUCGACGAGACUGACCACAUAAUCCAGAUUUGCCAGCAACUGGAGAAAGACUCACACUGGAUGACAACAUGCAGUUUAGACGGCACGGGGUUCCUGAGCAAUGAAGCAUGCACCAGCCCAGGGAGCCAGUGGAGUGAAUCUUCCUCAGUCGACGAACUAGACGAUAUCCCGCAGUACAUAACUUUGGGCGCAGACCCUCCCACAGAUGACUUCUGGAACGGCUUUUGCCAACAGCUCCCAUUCCCCUGCUGACUUCACGACAGGGUGUCACUAUAAACCUUUUGGACUUUUGAGAGAGUUCUUCCUGCCACCAUCUCUUCCAUCCGACCCCUCAUCUCAGUUGACUCAUCAUCAUCGUCCUUCCGGUCUGUAAUGGACGAUGUCCACACCUUAAGCUACAGCUCUCCCACACGUUCCAUGUGUUUGAAGCUCGGAAAGUUUUCCUUAUCCCCCUCACCCUUUCUCUGAAGUCAUGAAGAGACAUUAUGAAGUGCCCUGCUGUGUCAGAGCAAUCAACACUGUUUAUUCUCUAUGUUUUUGGCUGGUUCAAGGCAUUUUGAUGUGAAUCUUUUUUACUCAGGUGGCCCAUGUAGCUACAUGAUCAUACUCAACCAUGAAUACUAACAUGAUGGCCAAAAUGCAAAAAGCAUCAUAUUCAUUGUGCUCAACAUUUGACUUGUAGUUCAUGUAUCAGUGAUAUCACAUAAAACGUUAUAUUUUUCUUCCGUUAUAUAAGCGUGAAUUUAAGUUUAAGGGAUAAGAAUACGUUUUGACAAACCUUCCAACUUCUGGUGAAAGCUCCAUACUGCAGGAUGUGAUGUUUUGUUUGCAGGUAGUGAUUGUAUAUAUUCUUGUACAGAUUGUUUUGUUCGUGUGUUUGUAUAAAAUAAAAAAAAAUCCAAAUGUGAA